CGCCGAGCACACGCGCCGCGCUCCUCCGUCGUUCGGCGCUCGAACUCGCCCGACUCGAACCUGUCCUUUUUUUAGUGCUCUUCAGGGAAAUUUAUCGCCUUUUGGUGGAAGGUUUCUGGUCUUCACGUAGCUUGCUAUGAGAACUGGACGAAAAUAAGAAUAUUUGGGAGACGUGUUUGCAUUUGUGGUGAACUCUGAAGAUCUUGAGGAACAUAUCGAGUUACAUGCGUCGCGGUAUGAGAGGACGACCAUCUUCGCGACGACUUCAACGCGACCUUUAAUUAAGGGAAGAGGAACUUCAGCAGUCUGGUGGUUCUUGGGAGAUCAGCCUCAUUUGAGAUUUCGCCUCGAAGGACAAGCAACACAGUCAACAGAAAGGCAACAGGCACAGCAAACAAGAUGAGGACGAUCACGUGGGCGUUCGCGUGGGCGCUUCUAGCCGCGUGGGCGUGUCCUACGAGCCACGCCUCCUCGCCGAUCAGGAUCUCCGCCUACCCUUUCUCGGGCUACGGCAGAAGGCUCCCCGUGGAUCCGUCGGAGAAGGAGAGACCCAGGCGGAAUGCGACCUUCGUGGUGCCCGACUCCCAGGUCGGCGUCCCGGGGAACAACACAAGCGAAGAAAAGGAAGAAGAACAAACGAGAACGAACGACGCAGAAGGAGACGCCGGAGAAGGAACGUCGUCGGGAGAAGAAGAAGAGGGAGAGACGGAGAGAACAGGAGAGGAAGGGGAAGAACGAGUGGGACGAGAGGAGAGCGUUCUGUCGGUGAACAGGAUGGGGAUUCCGGCGAGAGUGAGCAGGAGGAAACUGCCGUCGAGGCCGCGCGGACCGACGGCUCGGAUUGCCAAGCCUCAGGAGGAGACGACCCACCGCAACCUGCCUCGGCCGCCCUCCAUCCGCCCUCCUGCCAUUCCUGAAGCCGAUGGUUUCGGGCCGCCCUCCACGCCCUUAGGAGCAGUUAAGCCUCCUGCGCCGCCCGUUGGUCUUCCGCCCUCCACUCCCCCGCCCACUCUGAUUGGAACCACCUUCGGUCCUCCUGCUAUACCCAUUCCCAUUAGCUCGCCUUCCCCGCCGCCGGGAGCCGACAGGACCCAGGUCACAGACAUCAAAUGCAUCGACACGGGCUCUGCCAGCUCCUUCAUGGCGGUCCUGAACCUCCCCGUCGGGUACAACGCCAUUCCCGUAUUCGAGGACCGCCCUACCGUGGACCCCACCAUCAACACGGCCUGCAGGAUGAUCCCGACGCAGAUCACAAACGACAUGUUCCAGCUGGUUGUGCGGGACCUGGAGCGAUGCGGCGUCCAGCGCUGCCGUCAGCCGAAUGGCGAAACGUGGUUGUGUCUCAACCUGAGGUUCCCGCUGGUGAAUGGCCUGAAGCUCCCGGAGGACGAGAUCAUCCAAAUCAAGUGUCGGCCGCAGGACAAGAUGGCCCAAGACACGCAUGUGCUGACGGUAGCCACGGCAAUGUACGCCGCUAAAGGGGCAAUCAAGCACCCCAGCGACCCUUCAGUGUUCGAGGGCGGCCAGCAGGAGUUCAUGUGCGAGAUCGGCCUCUUCAGGAAGCUCCGCGGCACCAACCUCUUCGCCGACCAGGUCACGUCGCAGGUGGAGCUCGAGCUGGGCGAGGAGGUGCAGCUCCGCUCCAUCGUGCGCAACGGAGACGGCUGGCAGUACAGUCGGCUGACCACGAUCAUCAUCCAGAAAGUGGGCGCGCCGAGGGAGAGGUCGCUGCUGAGUGCCGCUGACCUGGUUUUCGCCGACGGCUGCAGGAACCCCACGUACAGGCUGAUCGCCCGCGAGCACCCGAAGCGAGACCCGAGGAACCCGCUCAUCAACAACUUCACCUUCAGAGUCUUCAUGUUCCAAGACAUGGAGGUCGGAGACAACCUCAUGAUCACCGCCAACGUCAUCGGCUGCGUCGAUGCGGAGGACUGUGCGGCGGUGAACUGCGAGGGCGAACUCGGCGAGGACACCCUGGGCUUCGGCAAGAGGAAGAAGCGCGAGGUGCGUCACUUCAGCUUCACCGAUAGAUAG
Messenger RNA from Penaeus indicus, 2034 nucleotides. RefSeq lists its product as uncharacterized. The transcript is spliced from 12 exons. The record is from RefSeq and is a predicted model, not a curated record. Lineage: Eukaryota; Metazoa; Arthropoda; Malacostraca; Decapoda; Penaeidae. The coding region runs from base 400 to 2034 and encodes 544 amino acids.